Molecule: messenger RNA, 1203 nt
Organism: Xiphias gladius (swordfish)
Lineage: Eukaryota; Metazoa; Chordata; Actinopteri; Istiophoriformes; Xiphiidae
Gene: psmb9a
Product: proteasome 20S subunit beta 9a
Exons: 6
Coding region: 225-875 (216 amino acids)
Cellular component (GO): proteasome core complex
Molecular function (GO): threonine-type endopeptidase activity
Source: RefSeq, a predicted model, not a curated record
GCUCGCUGCUGGGGAGGGCCCGUUUAACUUUCGAUUUCGGUUUGAUUCAGGAAAACAUGGAGUCUGUCUGGUGUUCGUAGAGGUGGUUUUUGGUAAGCCGUAAACAGUUUGGUAGCAUUAGAGCAAGGGAACAACUCAAAAGCGGGACUGCUCGACGGAUCGUCUCGGUUGAGGAUCUGGUGCCGCCGGAGUUGUCGUUACCGGGGUCUCUGCAGUGCAUCGGCAUGUCGGGAGAGACGGGGCCAGAGUGGAUGUCUGAGGAGGUGAAAACCGGAACAACCAUCAUUGCCAUAGAGUACAAUGGAGGGGUCGUGCUGGGGUCUGAUUCCCGAGUGUCUGCGGGAGCCUCCGUGGUCAACAGGGUGAUGAACAAGCUCUCUGCCCUCCACGACAAGGUCUACUGUGCUCUGUCGGGAUCUGCAGCGGACGCUCAGACCAUCGCCGAGAUCGUCAGCUACCAGCUCGAUGUCCACAGUAUUGAGAUAGGCGAGGACCCCCAGGUGCGCUCGGCCGCCACUCUGGUGCGGAACAUCUCGUACAAGUACAAGGAGGAGCUGUCUGCGCAUCUCAUCGUGGCCGGCUGGGACAGGAGACACGGGGGCCAGGUGUUUGCAACCCUGAACGGCCUCCUGACAAGGCAGCCUUUUGCAGUCGGGGGCUCCGGCAGCUCGUAUGUUUAUGGCUUUGUCGAUGCUGAGUAUCGCAAGGGCAUGAGCAAAGAGGAGUGCCAGCAGUUCGUUGUCAACACUCUCUCUUUGGCAAUGAACCGCGAUGGCUCCAGUGGCGGCGUGGCCCAUGUCGUCACCAUCGACGGGCACAGCACAGAGGAGAAGGUCAUUCUAGCUCACGACCUACCCACCUUCUUUGAUCAGUGACCAGCGUGCGCUGUAGCGUGUUCAUCCUAAGUGUGCCAAGCCUGUUUUCUUCACGAGGCCCACGGCUCAUUUUUCGACUCACCCGUCAACCCUGUCGACUAACGCAGCUCGUAAACCGAACCAUAUUGUACAAGUGUGCUUUUACUAAUGAUAUUAAUAAAAGGACAAAAGAACCUGCAUCCCUCUCUAACUCCCACAGAUAUUUCAAGUGAUAUCAGGUAACUUUUGUGUUAGCGUAAUUCAAAGCUUGCUCGCACACACGGAUAAUCAAGUUGGUGGCUCCUCAUCGAAAGACUUUGAAGCGUAACAUAAAAGAAGCUUACAACAG